Messenger RNA from Chrysemys picta bellii (western painted turtle), 3310 nucleotides. The record is from RefSeq and is a predicted model, not a curated record. Lineage: Eukaryota; Metazoa; Chordata; Testudines; Emydidae.
GGUGGAGUACACCCCAGUGUUUCCCCUAGGGCUGCUAGUUUUGGUUGGAUGUAUUCCUGGAGAUUUCAUCACAUGACAUAAUCUUUAAUUCUUGGAGACUCCAGGCUAAUCCUGGAGGGCUGGCAACCCUAAUUUACCCCCUAUGUACUAUUGUAGUAAUCUUUAUACAAAAUAUAUCUUGUAAGCUAUCACUUGAAAAUCCAUAACUUGCUGUUUAGUAAUGGCCUGGUGAACUAGGUAUGGCAAGAUGACUGCAGAAUUUAGUAAUCUUUUGAUUCUAAAGCAAUCUUCGUACGUAUUUUCAAAUAAUGGCAUUAUACUACUAAAGAUUGAGCAAUCAUCUCUGUAUCAUUUUACACAGUUAAUUUAUUAUUCAUUGUACUGGAUGAGAUGGCAGAACAGAAGGAAAUUGGAAAACAAUACACUAGAAGCUGGGUGGUGAUGACCGUACUGAUUCUCUUCUCCAAGUAAAAUGUAACUAGGCUUUAAACAAAGGAGUUAGACUUUAAGUUUUGCUAUGUGAUCAUUCAAUUACUAAAAUAUUUUAACAUGGGUAUGAGGGUUGGAAACUGCAGUUGAUAUAGGGUUUUUUAUUAUUAUUAAUGCUAUACUAUGUUUGCUGCUGCUACCAAAAACUUCGUUAAGCAGGUUGGUGACGGUGGGAGAUUAGUCCCUGUUCCUAGCCUCAGUGAAGCUGACAAAUACCAACCUCUGAGUCUUGUUAUUAAGAAGAGAAAAUGUUUUCUUUCAAAAAAAUCUAAAUUUGCUUCGACACCUUUCACCCUAAAAGACAUUCUUCAGGGAGAGAAAGAAAUUUCAGCUGGUGUUUCAUCCUAUCAGCUGUUGAAUUAUGAAGACAAAUCAGAUGUUUCACUCUAUGGUAGACGAGGAAAUCAAAUAAUGAGUGACGUUGGGGUCAAUAUUGCUGGAUCAGAUUCUAUUGCAGUAAAAGCUUCAUUUGGUAUAGUGACCAAACAUGAGGUUGAAGUACCAACAUUACUUAAAGAACUUACUACUAGAAAAAUUAACUUUGAUCACUGCCUAGUCCGACAAUCAAGAGAAAGUAGGAAAGAGGUUCUGUGUGUGGUCAUGGAAAGUAUUAGAACAACACGGCAAUGCUCAUUAUCUGUGCAUGCUGGUAUGCGUGGGGAAACAAUGAGGGUAAAUAUAGACUUCUUUAACUAAUAAAAUGGAUGGUAGGGACUCGUAUUCUUAUUGUAAGGACCUGUGACCAGAUUUUAAUUGCAUUUACACUGGUGUAAAUCCAGAGCAAUUCCAAUGUAAGUCAAUGGAAUUGUACUGAUGUAAAUUAAAUUAAACUCUGACCCUCUCUCUGCUUUUCAGAUCUAGAGAAAACUAUGCCAGUAUAGGAUAUUGGGGUAAAAUCUUGGUUCCACUGAUGUCAAUAGCAAAACUUGUAUUGACUUCAUUGGGGCCAGGAUUUCACCCCAUUCUAUUAAUAUAAUAUUGGAAUAGGCCAUAUACCAUAAUUAUGCUAUGUGUGUUGUGCUCUCCAUAUUGACAUUUUUUUAUUUUAAUAAACUAUAAUUAAAAACAUUACUAGGAGAACUUGGUUGUCAGACUUGUACACUUUUUCAUAUUUUAAAAUUACCAGUCUUAUGGGUAACAAGUACUGUUGUUUUGCUCACACAGGGCCUUAUUUUUUUUUAAACACAUGAAAAACUGUUCAUGUAUAUGAAGCUUUUAUGGUAUUUUAUAUAGGGGAGCAUCUUACAUUGGUUGUUUUACAUAAAUAUAAAUGCAGAUUCUACAAUUAGAAAAAUUGGUUGCAAGCCAGAUUCUGCAUGAGGCAGAAGGGGACAGAUCACUUAAAAAGAAUGCAGAAAGAAGGAAUUAGCUAGUUCUAAUUUAAUUUCCCCAGUCAUGCAAUUUACCAUUUAUUAAUAGCUAAUGGAAGUUAAUACAGUGUUAUUUAUAGUUAUAUAGGACUAGGGUGGUUAGAUGGCCUUGUUUGCAGUGAUUAGGUACAGUCUUGUUCUAGUGAAAUCCCAGUCAGUUCUAGUGAAAUCUGUCCCAGAUUCCUUAGAACUGGCUUUGUAGCCAUUCUGUAAGCUACCAGGGCAUGGGCAGCCUACCUUGUGGAUGGAGGAGGACCUUGCCAGUUGGUUAUGGUGGCAAUUCAGGUGAUAAGUGAAGAUCCAGGGAUCAGGCACCAGUCUAAGGAUGAAGCUAGAGUCAGAAUCAAGGGGCCAAACUGAAGCUGAGAACUGGAGUCAGAAUCUUAAGACAAAGGGUAAGCUGGAAUUGUAGUCAGGGACAUAGCAAAGAGUUGGAACUAGAAGUUAGAAACCAGAAUGGAACAGGGAGACUGGGGAUGAAGCAGGUAUAGGCUGGAGCUGGAGCAAGAACGGGCUGGGAAGCAGGGCAGGGCUUGGCGCCUGGACUGGAGGGUGAGAGCAGAAUAAGCACGGCUGUGGGUGUGAUAUGCAUUGAGCAGCCACCAUGUAGUGGCUGCAAGGUUCAAGUAGCAAACUGUUGGCUCCUCUGCCCAAUCAGGAAGUGCAACUGUUUGGAAGGGGCUCAUUGGGCCUAUCUGAACUUGCUGGGUUGCCUAGCGACCAGGCUGGGAGCCAGCUGUGUCCCUGACACAUCCAUCAUAAUAACAGUAAUAAUAAUAAUACAUGUGUCCUCUCCCUUCCCAGUCUCUGCUGUUGGGUUAAUUGAGUCUGAAUGUACUGCUUCUAAAAGAUGCUAAUUCCUCGUUUAAAAAUGGACCAGCUACAGUGCUAUAGAUGAGAAGGUGCAAUCUGGAAUGAAAUUAUUAAAUUAAAAGGAAAACUCCAUAAGAAAACAGCUGGCAGACAGAAAGGUGGAAGAUUAGUGCUUAGGAUCAGCACAACUAAGUUUGAGAGCUGAUUUGGAUAGUGUUUGGAUAGUGUGAUAUUUACAGUUACAGACGCUCCCCAGGUUACACAAGACCCGACUUACGCAAAUUCGCACUUAUGGAAAAAGUUCCAUAAGCCAGAUAUAGGAUUUUCAAGUUGUGGAAAUUUUUGCGUAACGUAUGAGUAUACAUUUCCGACUUAUGCAAAAUUCGAGUUACGCAAGGCUUUCCGGAAUGCAACGAUUGGGUGAGUCGGGGGGUGUCUGUACUUCUUUAAAUUUGAUUUGAAGACAUUUUGAUGUCAGUCUUACCUAUUCACUUUCAGUUGGCACCAACUGCACUCUUCUUCACUCCCAUACAAAGAAAAUCAUAGCCUAGGUGAAAAAUAUGAUCAAAAUUUCCUCCUGAUUCCAGAAAGGGAGAACAGGGAAAAGAUUCAUAGAUUCAUAGAUUCUAAAACUGGAA